UUUUUUGGUGAUAAGUUAAUUGUUUGUGAUUCUUAUUAAUUACUCUUAUAUUUCUGUUUCUCUCUUCCGUUUAAAAUAUUUAUUGUAUUUACCUUUAAUUCAUUUCAUUCUUAAUUCAUUAUAAUGGCAACUCCAUGUUUCGCUGAUUUGGGUAAACAAGCCAAAGAUUUGUUCAACAAAAACUACCAUUUGGGUAUUGUAAAGCUUGACUUUAAAACUAAAACACAGAAUAAAGUUGAGUUCAAUGUUAGUGGAACAUCAAACACUGCAACUGGUAAUAUUGCUGCUAAUUUGGAAUCGAAACAUUAUCUCUCUGAUUAUGGAUUAACAGUGAAAGAAAAAUGGACAACCGAUAAUGUUUUAUCCACUGAGCUUUCUGUUGAUGAUCAAUUCGCUAAAGGCCUUAAGCUCGCCUUUAACGGAUCAUUUGUUCCACUUUCUGGUAAAAAGAAUGGAACCUUUAAAACAUCAUUUAAAACUGAUGCUUUACAUUUGAAUGGAGAUGUUGAUAUGGAACAAAGUGGAUUUGUACUCCAUGGAGCUGGUGUCUUUAAAUUCCAAUCAUGGUUAGGUGGAGCUCAACUUUCCUUUGACCCAUCUAAAAGUGCGAUCAAGAAAAAUAACAUUGCCAUUGGAUAUCAAACACCAGAAUUCAACUGGACCACCAAUUUGGCUGAUGGUAAGGAAGCUUCGAGUACUGUUUACCAACGUGUUAAUGACAAAUUGGAAACUGGUAUUUCUCUUGCCUGGUCAACUGACAGCAAUGCCACUCGAUUUGGACUUGGUUGUAUCUACAAGCUUGACAAUGACACUUCAGUCAAGGCCAAAGUUAAUAACAGUGGAACUAUUGGACUUGGACUUGUUCAUCGUCUUCGAUCUGGUAUUUUGCUUACACUUUGUGCUUCCAUUGAUGGUAAAAAUGUCAGUUCUGGUGGACACAAACUCGGUAUGGGAUUGGAAUUGGCUCCUUAAUCAUUUGGGAUCAUUCAGUUAACAGAAGUAAAUGAAGAAAGCUAAAGACUGAUUCCAAUGCUGCCAAUGAAGAGAAAGAAAUUAUCAUUGCGAUAUAAAGAGUUAAUGUUUUUAAGAAGAAGAAGAAGAAAAAAGGUUAUCAAUCCCAGAAAAAUCAAAAAUUAUAGAAAAUGUAAGAGAUAAAACAAACCAAAUCAUAUUAUUGUAUGAGUUGGUUAACUUGAUGCAAUCAUUAACCAAAUAAAAUACAAUGUAUCCAAAUCGA
Messenger RNA from Panonychus citri (citrus red mite), 1237 nucleotides. RefSeq names its product voltage-dependent anion-selective channel protein 2-like. Gene Ontology annotation, cellular component: mitochondrial outer membrane. The transcript has 4 exons. Bases 124 to 972 code for a protein of 282 amino acids. The record is from RefSeq and is a predicted model, not a curated record. Gene Ontology annotation, biological process: monoatomic anion transmembrane transport. Gene Ontology annotation, molecular function: voltage-gated monoatomic anion channel activity. NCBI's taxonomy places the organism in Eukaryota, Metazoa, Arthropoda, Arachnida, Trombidiformes, Tetranychidae.